AUGGCACAGGCUGGGCUCGCUGCGCCACAGCUGACGCUACCUGUGGUCGGGAUGGGCGACAGAAGACGCCAGGACGCCGAUCCCGCUUACAGAGUUACCGGCGUUAAACUACCGCGGGUUGUGGACGAUCGAGUGUUUCUUGUGAAACGAAGCACACAACAAAGGACAGGUGGAAAGCAGGGAAAGUCACCGCUGCCAAGCGACCCUGGCACCAAGAACAGGACGGCGUCGUUCUCCAAAGUGCUGAAACCUCUGCGUGUUGCUUAUUCGCGAAAUUCUGAGGCAGAAGUGAAACCUGUCCGCUUCGGACACUGGGGAAGUGCGGAGGGUCAGCUGAAGCGGCCGCGGGGAGUGGCGGUGACGAGCUCCGGCCAGAUCUACGUCGUCGAUGCGGGGAGCGAGCAGAUCCAGGUGUUCAGUCCGGAAGGAGAGUUCAUCCGACGGUUUCUCACGGGCAGGGGCAACACCAGGUCAGACCCGUGGGGCAUAGCGGUGUUUCACCACGGCAUCCUCGUCACCGACGCCGAGGAAAGUGUCGUCAACGUCUUCAGGAAGAGCGGCCACUACGUCGGACAGUUCGGCAAGGGCAUCCUGCACAGACCGUGCGGCAUUGCGGUGGACCCGAAGACGGACACGAUAUUUGUUACCGACAGGGAAUGUGUGAAAGUCUUCCGCGGGGAAAACGGGGUGCUCAUGAACAUGUUAUACUUCUACGGUUGCGCGAACCCUUAUGGAUCUUAUGUUGACUUCAAGUAUCCGUUACCGUACCAUGUUGCAGUAGACAAGGGAAACGCUGUGGUGUCCGACUGGAGAGAACACUGUGUGAAAGUUUUUGAUAUUGAGAAUGGCGUCCUCAUAAAGCGGAUAGGGGCACGAGGGGCUCGGGUAGGAGGCCUUGAGCACCCCCGUGGAGUGUGCUUAGACCGGACUGGUAACGUUAUUGUCGCGGACCAUGGUAACAAACGUGUUCAACUUUUCGAUUGUAGGAAGGGGUACGGGUUUGGACGGUACGUGGCCACCGAGGCAGACGGGGUGCGCUCCCCGGAGGACGUCGCGCUCGUGCCCGACGGUAGGUUCGCUUUGACCGAUAGCGAUCGGCAUUCCGUGACCCUUAUCGGCACGGGCCUGGGCACAACCACCACAUCAUUGGACCACCUUUUCUACAACGCUUCGUCUAGAGAAAGAUCCGCCAACCAUUUUGUCUCCGACUCCUGUCAAGAAAUUACUGACAGAGAAGAUGUGGACUUAGACUAA
This is a messenger RNA of Branchiostoma floridae (Florida lancelet), 1254 nucleotides long. RefSeq names its product tripartite motif-containing protein 2-like. The transcript has a single exon. The record is from RefSeq and is a predicted model, not a curated record. Lineage: Eukaryota; Metazoa; Chordata; Leptocardii; Amphioxiformes; Branchiostomatidae. The coding region runs from base 1 to 1254 and encodes 417 amino acids. Gene Ontology annotation, biological process: protein polyubiquitination; negative regulation of translation; proteasome-mediated ubiquitin-dependent protein catabolic process. Gene Ontology annotation, molecular function: ubiquitin protein ligase activity; translation repressor activity; protein binding.